Molecule: messenger RNA, 1092 nt
Organism: Vigna unguiculata (cowpea)
Lineage: Eukaryota; Viridiplantae; Streptophyta; Magnoliopsida; Fabales; Fabaceae
Product: expansin-like A2
Biological process (GO): sexual reproduction
Cellular component (GO): extracellular region; plant-type cell wall; plasmodesma
Source: RefSeq, a predicted model, not a curated record
GCCCUUUUGGAAAAUGCUGACCUGUCACCAAUUUGUCGUAUUCCUCAGAAACCUUCCCUAUAUAUAUAUACCUACCUUCUUCCCCUUCCUUUCUCAACAAACCACUUCUACUUUCUAAGUCAUCUCAGAAGAACAAUUAAAAAUCCAACACAUUGCACACUGUAACACAAACACACAUGGCUUUCCUUCUUCUCUUUCUCCUCUCCCUUCUCUCUUCUUCUGUCACUGCCUGCGAUCGCUGCCUGCAUCAAUCCAAGGCUUCCUUUUUCACCAAAGACUCUGUUCUUUCAUCUGGGGCAUGUGGGUAUGGGUCUCAGGCACUGGACUUAAGUGGUGGAAACAUCGCAGCUGGUGUGGCCUCUCUCUUCAAAAAUGGAGCCGGUUGUGGUGCCUGCUUUCAGGUAAGAUGCAAGAACCCAAGUGUUUGCAGCAAACAGGGCACCAGAGUGGUGUUGACCGAUCUUAAUCAAAACAAUCAAACCGACUUUGUACUCAGCAGCAGAGCUUUCUUAAGCAUGGCCGAGAAGGGGAAGGGCAAAGAAAUAUCGAAACUUGGCAUUGUUGACAUUGAAUACAAAAGAGUACCUUGUGUUUACAAGAAUCAGAAUUUGGCGGUCCGCGUAGAAGAAACAAGCAAGAAGGCAGAUUAUUUAGCAGUUAAAUUCUUGUACCAAGGAGGUCAAACAGAGAUUGUGAGCGUUGAUGUGGCUCAGGUGGGGUCUGCGAAUUGGAGCUUCUUGAGCAGAAACCACGGAGCGGUGUGGGACACGAGUAGGGUACCGAGAGGUGCAUUGCAGUUUCGUUUUGUGGUAACAGCAGGGUAUGAUGGGAAGUGGAUUUGGGCGAAGAAGGUGCUACCUGCUGAUUGGAAAAACGGUGUCGCAUAUGAUUCUGGGGUUCAGAUAACAGACAUUGCACAAGAGGGUUGUUUCCCCUGUGAUGAUUCAAGCUGGUGAUGAUUCGUUGCAACUCUUAAUAACCUACCAACACAUACACACAUACUGUAGUCUAGUUUCAUAGACCAAAUUAUUAUACUGAGAAAUCAUGGAGUAGCUUAAUUCAAUCAAAUUUCACAGCAUUCUUUUUUCUAUA